Chrysochloris asiatica (Cape golden mole) is the source of this 1843-nucleotide messenger RNA. RefSeq names its product ADP-ribosylation factor GTPase activating protein 2 (gene ARFGAP2). Gene Ontology annotation, molecular function: GTPase activator activity. Gene Ontology annotation, biological process: COPI coating of Golgi vesicle. The record is from RefSeq and is a predicted model, not a curated record. The coding region runs from base 281 to 1843 and encodes 520 amino acids. The transcript has 16 exons. Lineage: Eukaryota; Metazoa; Chordata; Mammalia; Afrosoricida; Chrysochloridae.
AGGAGGUUUGGGCCAGUCCGCGAGCCGUUGCUCCGCCCUGGCCACGGAUUGGCUCGGGCUUGACGCCUCGUUUGUUCUGGUGACCAUUGUAUAGCGGGGCUGUUGACGUCUCUGCUCCUGUUCCGCCGGCUGCUCAUUGGCCCAGGCCCGGCCCAAAUCAUACCACCCCCUUGGUUGACAAGGGCAGGGCUGAGGCCCACCCAGUUACCCCGCCUUCCCGUACUAAGAUUGGUCCGCGACGGGACCCGUCGGUCGCGGUUGUGUCUGGGAAGGAGAGAAAAUGGCGGCGGAGCCGAGCAAGACAGAAAUUCAGACUCUUUUUAAGAGGCUUCGCGCGAUUCCAACCAACAAGGCCUGCUUCGAUUGCGGCGCCAAGAAUCCGAGUUGGGCCAGCAUCACGUACGGGGUUUUCUUGUGUAUUGACUGCUCCGGGGUUCACCGCUCACUGGGCGUCCAUCUCAGCUUCAUCAGGUCCACAGAGUUGGAUUUCAACUGGAACUGGUUCCAGCUGAGGUGUAUGCAGGUCGGCGGGAAUGCCAAUGCGACUGCUUUCUUCCGCCAACAUGGCUGCACAGCCAACGAUGCCAACACCAAGUACAACAGCCGAUCUGCCCAAAUGUACCGGGAGAAGAUCCGGCAAAUGGGGAGCGCUGCCCUGGCUAGGCAUGGCACUGAUCUUUGGAUAGACAAUCUGAGUAGUGCUCCCAGUCACUCCCCAGAGAAGAAGGACUCAGAUUUCUUCACAGAACACACCCAACCCCAUGCCUGGGAUGCCCACGUCUCUGAGACAUCAGACCUCCAGCAGUCAGCCCCACCUGCAGAGAGCAGUGGCCUAACACAGCCAGAGCAGGGCCCCAGCACAGAGCUGUUGGCUAGCUCACCGAAAGCCUCUGUGGAACUGAAAACCUCCAUCAUUGGCAAGAAGAAGCCAGCAGCAGCUAAGAAAGGGCUGGGUGCCAAAAAAGGCCUUGGGGCCCAGAAGGUGAGCAGUCAGAGCUUCAGUGAGAUUGAACGGCAGGCACAGGUGGCAGAGAAGCUCCGGGAGCAGCAGGUGGCUGAUGCCAAGAAGCAGGCCGAGGAGUCCAUGGUUGCCUCCAUGCGUCUCGCCUACCAGGAACUGCAGAUUGAUCGUAAGAAGGAAGAGAAGAAGCUACAGAAUUUGGAAGGGAAGAAGCGAGAGCAGGCAGAGAGGCUGGGCAUGGGCUUGGUAUCCCGAAGCUCCGUCUCCCACUCAGUGCUGGCUGAGAUGCAGGUGAUUGAGCAGGAAACCCCAGUGACUGCAAAAUCCUCCCGUUCGCAGCUGGACUUGUUUGAUGAUGUUGGUACUUUCGCCUCUGGACCCCCAAAAUACAAGGACAACCCUUUCUCCUUGGGGGACAGUUUUGGUUCCCGAUGGGACACAGAUACCACCUGGGGAAUGGACAAGAUGGAGGAGAAGGAGCCGGAAGUGACCAUCUCAAGCAUCCGGCCCAUUUCAGAAAGAGUCACAAACCGGAGGGAAGUGGAGAGCCGGAGCGCAGGCCUGGAGUCCAGUGAAGCGCGGCAGAAAUUUGCAGGAGCCAAAGCCAUUUCCUCGGACAUGUUCUUUGGGCGGGAGAUGGAUUCCGAGUACGAGGCCAGGUCUCGGCUCCAGCAGCUCUCAGGCAGCAGUGCCAUCAGCUCUUCAGACCUCUUUGGGGAGGUGGAUGGAGCUCAUGGAGCAGGUAGUGUAUCUCUGGGGACGGUGCUCCCUACAGCCGACAUUGCCCAGUUUAAGCAGGGUGUCAAGUCUGUGGCUGGGAAGAUGGCUGUGCUGGCCAAUGGUGUCAUGAAUUCUUUGCAGGAUCGCUAUGGUUCCUACUGA